CUACAUAAGAAACAGCUCAACCGCAAUGCCUCCAUGAUACGAACAGUAAAAAGGAGUAACUGGCACAGCGAACCAGAUUUACUGGACUAAGGAUAUUGUGGGAGACUUUUAGUAGCUGUUGUUAGCUUGAGAGGGCAUGAAAACUAAAAAGUAAUGGGUGGAGGUUUCAGAUGAACUGGAAGCAACUGACAGGAGACUCCACUCAUAGGUGGAGUCUGAAUUCUUCCAAUUGUUCCCCUGGAAACUUGGUGAAGGCUCACAACAGCCACAAAGAGACAAAGUGAACCACUGUUCCUCUGGACUUUUUCUUCUAGCUUCUACAUGACAUAAUCUGCUAGCCUGAACUACAGCAAGCCCAGAUGGAGAGGAGCAUUCGAGAUACUGAAAGGCAGGAAGUGUCUAAGGCACAGAAGAAUCCUCUCACCGGGCCACACCACAGCCCCUGACGAGAUAUUGCAAGGCAGACGGUCUGAGCGUAGAGAGCCUGACAAAACCCAGCAGGGCGAGGAUGGCCACAGAAGACAUGCAGCGACAGUUCCCGAAGAUGUCCUUCAGCGAGGUGGACGAUCGGAUGAAGAGGCUGGCGGAGAAGGUGAUGGCCUCGGCCCUGAAGGAGGAGAACACCAAGGACCUCAUGUCCAUGUUCACCGUGCCCGAGGACUGCCCUAUCGGACUGCAUCAGGCCAAAGAACAUGAGCUACUCAAGGAGAUAGCAGAGGAGCACUCUGCAGAGAGUAUCAAAAGGAAGAAGAGCUUUAAGAUGAUGCGCUCCCAGUCGAUAUCACUCCAGGCCCCAGGUAUGGCUGACUGGGCCAUGUCUGUGAUCUCCCCUAUAGUCCCCCCUGAAAAACACACUGACAACAUCCCAGAGUUCCAGAGAAUGACCAUCAGUGGAGACCACUGCGCAGGGAUAACAGUUGAGGACUAUGAGCAGGCAGCAACAAGCCUGCUGAAAGCUUUAUUCAUCCGAGAGAAAUAUUCACGUCUGGCAUAUCACCGCUUCCCAAGAAUCACUGCCAAAUUCCUCCGAAGUGCAAAUAAUGAGACAUGGAAUGAGGAAGAUGAGAUUAUUCCAGAUAUCCUUCCCUAUGUUACGGAUGGCCAGGAUCCAUACAGCAUGGAGGACAUCCCACAGAACCUGGGCUACAUCCUGAAGAUGAAGGACGGCAUCAUACACGUUUACGAUGACGAAGAGGCCGUAACGCAGGAGAAGCCGCACGGUUUGCCUUAUCCCGACAUGGAGACGUUCACCAUUGACAUGACCCAUGUCCUGGCCAUGAUCGGAGACGGACCAACAAAGACCUACUGCCACAAACGGCUGAACUUUCUCAUGUCUAAGUUCCACCUACACGAAAUGCUGAAUGAGAUGGCAGAGCUGAAGGAACUAAAGAGCGUUCCUCACAGAGACUUCUACAACGUCAGAAAGGUAGACACCCACAUCCACGCAGCUGCCUGCAUGAACCAGAAGCACCUUCUGAAGUUCAUCCAGGACACCUGCAAUGCAGAGGCCGAUCGGGUGGUGAUGGAGAAGAACGGGAAGAAGCUCACGCUCAGACAGGUUUUCGAGAACCUCCACAUGGACCCGUACGACCUCACGGUGGACUCCCUGGACGUGCACGCUGGUAGGCAAACUUUUCAUCGAUUUGACAAGUUCAACUCUAAAUACAACCCAGUGGGUGCGAGUGAGCUUCGUGAGAUCUACCUCAAAACUGACAACUACAUUCAUGGAGAGUACUUCGCACGUCUUAUAAAGGAGGUGGCUCAAAAUCUGGAGGAGAGUAAAUACCAGUAUGCAGAACCCCGCCUUUCCAUCUAUGGCCGUGCCCCUGAUGAAUGGGACUGCCUAUCAAAAUGGUUCAUCCAGCAAAAGGUGUACUCCCCCAAUUUAAGAUGGAUUAUACAAGUGCCAAGGAUCUAUGACAUUUUUAGAUCAAAGAAAAUAAUUCCCAACUUUGCAAAGAUGCUGGAAAACAUCUUCCUCCCUCUGUUUGAGGCUACCGUUAACCCCCAGAAGCACAAAGAAAUGCAUGUUUUCCUGAAAUAUGUGACGGGCUUUGACAGCGUGGACGACGAGUCCAAACACAGCGAUCACAUGUUCACCUAUAAGAGCCCCAAGCCUGAGGAAUGGACCCUGGAUGAGAACCCUCCAUACAGUUACUACCUCUUCCACAUGUAUGCCAACAUCAUGGUACUCAACAACCUGCGCAAGGAACGUGGCCUCAACACCUUCCAGUUACGCCCCCACUGUGGGGAGGCGGGGUCCAUCACCCACCUGGUGUCCGCCUUUCUCAGUGCAGACAACAUCUCCCACGGCCUCAAUCUGAAAAAGAGUCCUGUGCUGCAGUACCUAUAUUACCUGGGCCAGGUGCCCAUUGCAAUGUCACCUCUUAGCAACAACAGCCUGUUCCUGGAGUACUCCAAGAGUCCCCUGCGAGAGUUCCUGCACAAAGGCUUGUGUGUGUCGCUCUCCACCGACGACCCCAUGCAGUUCCACUACACCAAAGAGGCACUAAUGGAGGAAUACGCUAUCGCGGCACAGCUGUGGAAACUCAGCACUUGUGAUGUCUGUGAGAUCGCCAGAAACAGUGUCCUCCAAAGUGGUCUCUCACAUCAGGAAAAGAAACACUUCUUAGGGGACAACUAUCUAGAGGACGGACCAGAAGGGAACGACAUUCGGCGGACGAACGUGGCCCAGAUCCGCAUGGCCUUCAGGCACGAGACCCAUUGCAACGAGCUCAGCCUCCUUAUGGACGCGGUGAAGCGCGAGUGCACUGCAGGGCAUGCCGAGUGAAAGGAGGACGAGUGCAGCGUGCCCGUGGAGCCCUGGCGCAGGACUGACUACUGAGCCCACCCACACGGAACAGUCACAUUCAACAGAAAGGGUCGAUAUUCAUUGGGGGGAGCCGGGGGUGUUAGGUACAUUGUAUUCUUGGUUUCUUAGGAGCAUUUUUUUCUUGUGUUGGUGAUUUUUAUUAAAACCUUCCUGGUUUGUAUGGAACAGGAGAGUGGAGAGCGCAGACUCGAUUCCUGCCUUUUUGAACAUGCUUUCCUUGACUAUGUGUGAAAAUUAUUGUUUUCUGAUAGCGUCCAUAGGAAUCUGAAAACUUUACAACUGCAAGACAAAAUAAAUAAAUAAAGCAUUUUUAAAUGAA
Messenger RNA from Electrophorus electricus (electric eel), 3152 nucleotides. RefSeq names its product adenosine monophosphate deaminase 3b (gene ampd3b). Gene Ontology annotation, biological process: IMP salvage; AMP metabolic process. Gene Ontology annotation, molecular function: AMP deaminase activity. Gene Ontology annotation, cellular component: cytosol. NCBI's taxonomy places the organism in Eukaryota, Metazoa, Chordata, Actinopteri, Gymnotiformes, Gymnotidae. The record is from RefSeq and is a predicted model, not a curated record.